UGAGACCACAAUGGAAAAGAAAGGUAUCUUAGCAUCACAAUUCUUCCAUUAUGCAUUCCAUAGUCUUUUAUAGAUCUCCCAUGUGCGACGCCACCCUGGCCAGCUGCCGAGGUUUCCUGCUGGGGCCGCUGGCAGGCCCGCCCCCAUUGGCUAUAUCUCCAGGAGAGCCUUAGGGGACCAAGAUAUUAUGAUCGCCUAUUGUGGGAAGGGCACAUCGUCUCGUCUGAGCCAAAACAGUAUGUAUAGAUAGAAAGACCUUCAACAUCUUAAUCUUAAUGAAUAGAACUGGAGGUCAUCGAGUUGAUCCUUCGACAUUCUCGGCUGUAAAAUGCUGCUGACAUCUCUCGUCUUCCUCGCCGCGACGGCAUGGGCUGCUCCCACCAGCGAUGCCGAUGCCGUCUGUUCCUAUCUUGUUGACAAGUACCCCAGAUACGUGGCCUGGGAUCCCCUGAACAUCAAUGGCUACAAGACUGCUGCGAACGCUUCCAAGUGGGCCAAUGCACACACUGCCUAUUGGGACAGGAGGAACCAGUACAAUCGCGCGACAUGCGCCUUCUUCCCGUCGAAUGCGGAGAUGGUGUCAGAUGCUGUCAAGCAACUCAACAAGUAUACGAACGCGCCGUUCGCCAUCAAGUCCGGUGGCCAUCAAUUCAACAAAGGUUUUUCCAGUGUUGACAAGGGCGUGCUCAUCUCUUUCAAUGAGAAUCUAUCCUCCGCCGUUCGCUCCUCUGACGGCAACAGCUUCGUCGUCGGCUCUGGCGCCCGCUGGGGGGAUGUUUACACAGAGGCUGGUAAGACGAAUCAAGUCGUCGUUGGCGGCCGUCUCAGUCAUAUUGGUGUAGGAGGAUUCACUCUUGGUGGGGGUCUAUCAUACUACUCUGCCCAGUACGGGCUGGCCUGCGACAAUGUGCUCAAUUACGAAGCUGUCUUGCCGGACGGCACUAUCGCCAACAUCAAUGCCCAAAGCACGGAAUACUCGGACCUCUUCUGGGCGCUUAAGGGCGGUGGCAAUCGCUUCGCCAUCGUCACGCGCUUCACCCUGAAGGCGCACCCAGCAGGUGUCAACGGUCAAGUCUGGGGCGGCACACGUACGUACGCGGCCGAAAACCGAGCACAGAUCUUCGACAGCCUGUCGAAGUUUGUUGCCAACUAUCCCGACAAGAAGGCCGCAUUAAUCCCAACCCACGACUUCACGCUCGGUGUACUCGACGUUCUGAUCGUCUUCAUGUUUUACGACGGGCCUGACCCUGGCAAUGUCUUCGCUGACUUCGACAAGAUCCCCUCGAUAUCGUCAAGCACCGAAGCGAAGACAUACAGAGAGAUGACGGAUGAGGCCGGCGGAGCUAGCGUCCAGGGCUUCAGUACCGCGGCGCGUGUGACGACUUUCCCGAACAUGCCGCCGGAGCAGAUGAAUGCAUUCUACGAGGAACAUUUCCAGGUUUACGCAAAACGCUCGUUGAACAACACAGUGCGCGAUCUUGAUCUGCAAGUGUUGACAUUCACACCACAGCCGUUGAGCCGCGUCGUUGCGCAGGCGUCGCAGGAUGCUGGUGGCAACACACUUGGCCUGGACCCCAAGUAUGGCGACCGGAUCUGGAUUGAGAAUGAUGUGAUAUGGCUGAACCCUUUGUGUGACAACGCAUGUCCGACCUAUCUGAAGGACGCCGCGGACACUAUGGUAGCAUACCAGGCGAAGACGUUCCCCGGAGCUGGGCCAACCAACUUUCAGUCGGGGGACAAGAAUUUUGCAUCGUACAACCCACUCUUCAUGAACGAUGCUGCAGACUAUCAGAACGUGUAUGCAAGCUAUGGCUCUGAGAACGAGGCACGCUUGAAGAGCAUCCAGAAGAAGUACGAUCCAAACGGCUUCAUGUUUCGACAAGGCGGUUUCAAGUUCUUCUGAGGUGUUGGCAGUCACGUAUGAAAAAGGAAAUGGUUCCAUAUAGAAUUAGAAAUUUUUACCUCAAUUAAAUAAUUACACGCCACGUAGUCC
Pseudovirgaria hyperparasitica is the source of this 1993-nucleotide messenger RNA. Its product is annotated as FAD-binding domain-containing protein. The record is from RefSeq and is a predicted model, not a curated record. Gene Ontology annotation, molecular function: FAD binding. NCBI's taxonomy places the organism in Eukaryota, Fungi, Ascomycota, Dothideomycetes, Acrospermales, Acrospermaceae. The transcript has 2 exons. Bases 329 to 1903 code for a protein of 524 amino acids.